Molecule: messenger RNA, 798 nt
Organism: Thlaspi arvense
Lineage: Eukaryota; Viridiplantae; Streptophyta; Magnoliopsida; Brassicales; Brassicaceae
Source: the annotation of a GenBank genome assembly
GUCAUUUCUUCGAGAUUAAUCGGACAAAGGAGAAAGAGGAGCAAAAGACAAGAAAGAAGAAAAACACAGUUCAGAGAAAAAGUUAUGGCUGUCGGGAUAAACGCGAUGCCGGUGACGUUUGUGGCGCACGCGCUCGCGGUGAUCGCGGCGAUUAUGGUGCUGGUUUGGAGUAUCAGCUACAGAGGUGGAUUAGCCUGGGAAGCUAAAAACAAGAAUCUCAUCUUCAAUCUGCAUCCUGUUCUGAUGCUCAUCGGAUUUAUAAUCUUGGGAGGAGAAGCAAUUAUAAGUUACAAAUCCCUUCCGUUGGAGAAACCAGUAAAGAAGUUGAUCCACCUUGUUCUCCAUGCCAUUGCUCUGGCUCUUGGGAUCUGGGGAAUCUGCGCAGCCUUCAAGAACCACAACGAAAGUGGAAUCCCUAAUCUCUACAGCCUCCACUCCUGGAUUGGUAUUGGUGUCAUUUCUCUUUAUGCCUUCCAGUGGGUGUACAGCUUCAUAGUGUUCUUCUUCCCAGGAGGAUCGUCGAAUCUGAGAAGCGGAUUGCUUCCGUGGCACGCAAUGCUCGGCCUAUUUGCUUAUAUACUUGCUGUUGGGAACGCAGCAUUAGGGUUUCUGGAGAAGCUGACUUUCUUGGAGAAUGGAGGGCUUGACAAGUACGGAUCCGAGGCAUUUCUUGUGAACCUCACGGCCAUUGUCACCAUUCUCUUUGGUGCCUUUGUGGUACUCACUGUUUCGGCCAAGUCUCCUUCCCCUUCCCCCUCCACUGACGAUGAGACUAACUACAGCUACUCUGCUAUAUGA